Messenger RNA from Rhopalosiphum padi (bird cherry-oat aphid), 652 nucleotides. RefSeq lists its product as uncharacterized. Lineage: Eukaryota; Metazoa; Arthropoda; Insecta; Hemiptera; Aphididae. Bases 1 to 579 code for a protein of 192 amino acids. The record is from RefSeq and is a predicted model, not a curated record. The transcript has 4 exons.
AUGAUAAUAAUGAAAGUGUUUGUUCUCAUUGUAUUUUUGUCUUUAUCUAAUUCGAAAACCAAUUUUAUGCCCAACUUACCUUUGGGAGAAUAUCGUAUAAUAUAUGAAAAAAUAUAUCCUUGUGAGUCAAAAAAUUUAAUUCAAUUCAAUUAUUAUUUUAGUAAAAAAACAUUAAGUGUAACAGAGGUCAAAGGAAAUAUGACAUACUUAGUACCUUUUGACGAUACUCUUACAAUGGAUAUAAAUGGUGCUUCCUGGGGUUCAAUUGGGGGUUGGAAAGAAAAUUCAAUAAUUUAUAUUACAAAAAAUACAUGUAGUAAUACGAGAAAAUUCUUUGGGAAUGCAUGGAAUAAAAUAGUUAAGGCCUUUAACUUCCCCAAUACUAGCUGUCCAAUAGUAGUGGGACGCUAUACAACAACAGGUUUUGAUUUGAAGGAAAUGGCCGAUAAUAACUUUCCCAAGGUGUAUUUUUAUGGAAAAUAUAAAAUGACGUUUAAGAUCAAAAAUGUAGAAAAUAAAGUAGUGGGUUGUACCGUACUUGAAUUUAGUCUUAUACGACCUUGGGAAACUCCAAUUUGAUUAAUUUGAAAAAAUAAUAAUAGAAUAUGUUAUUGUCGUAAUUAUAAUGUCUUUCUUUUUUUUUUAUUCAUUA